UGCAGGAGAGCAUAUUAGUGCAUCUGAUAGUUCAGAUUAAGAUCAGGGGGCUUUAGGAGCAAACAACCUGAUUUUCAUUGUGUGAUCAGGACGACCGAGGACCACCAGCGCCAUGAGAGCUGUCCAGAACUGUCCGCUGCUACUGCUUUCUCUGGUCCUGCUAGCAACCAACAGUGAGGCUCUGCGAUGUUAUACCUGUAUGGGCUCCAACAAUGAUGACUGCAACCGGCAAGGCUCCAAAUCUUGUCCCAGCUACUCUGAUGCGUGCGCUGUGGUGGUGGGCCAUGACAGUGGGGUGAUGAAGUCAUGCUCCUACAAGUCUUUCUGCAGUCAGGCUAACAGCCAGGGCUACAGAGCACCAGGUGUCAGAGUUCACUGCUGCUACGGGGACGACUGCAAUGUGACAAGCUUCUCCUCCAGGCUGCCGGGACUCAGCUAUCUGCUGCUUUUUCUGCCUUUAUUGUUCCACUGCUUUUUCAAGUAGCCAUAUGGCUCAACUUCAUUAUGCCAACAAGUAUCCAUCUGCAACACAAAUGCCACCUAUGGUUGUUUUAUUUACUCCAGAAUUGCCAAAUAACCCUGACUCAUUUCACAUUACAUGCUGUCCUACUUAUUGCCCAUCCACUGUGCUUUGAUUGACCUUAUUUAUCCAAACGGAAGCUUAGACAUCGAGGACUUACUGUAUGUAAAAGAUCUUGAGGUUCUAGGUGUGACUGCGUAGAUUAUAAGCAAUACAUUGGAUUAAAUCUAUUAAGAAGUACUCAAUUAUGCAUCUUUCAAUGGAUUUCACUAAGCCAAAUAACUAGAGGAUUCUAUGGGAAGUGCUGAAAUAACAGUAAGAGAUCAUUUAUUAUUUGUUUAUUACAUCAAAGGGGAAGAGAUGCUGUUUGAGCUCAACGGUUUCCUCACCCUGGUUUGAUGAUCAGCACACAAUUUGAGAAACCACUCGAUAAUAGGAACAUCUAUUGUUGGAAAGGUGAUAGGUUUUAACUAAUCACCUUUCAAGAUACAUUUUAACUGCAUCUAUCUUCUUUUUUACCCACAUACCUACUGUAUAUGCCCUAGCAUUUCAGCUUAGCUCAUGUUGCAGCAGAUUCCUGUUGCUAAAUAUGGCACCAAGAGUUCAAUCAGCUGCUGUGUCUUAGCCUUCAACCUGUCAAUCACACAUCCAACGAGCUGUGUGAGAUAUUUUGGAAGGUGGUGAGAAACCACUGGAAAUGCACAUGAGCCUUUGCGUUGAUGAGGUUAAUCCACUGUAUUUGAAGUCUUAGCAUGCCUCACUGGAGGACAGCCUAUAAGUAGAAGCCACUGUAUAUAUUGUAUCAAAACAAUUUAAUUAAGAGGCAAAAAAUGUUUAUUGUGUACUUUUCUUUCGCACAGAUUUUCUUGGAACUCAUUUUAGGAAAUUUUACAGAAAAAUGUGUAACUGAGGAGUUACGGUAUGUUAUUUUAGGUCCUGGCAAACUGCACACUCAAAUCCUUUGUGGAUACACCAUCACUAUUUUCUGUUCAUUUCUCAUAGUGUAUGAAAAUAAAUGUUUUAUAUAAUUUAAUUUAAAGAAACUAGGGAUGGCCAUCCUUGCUCCACUGUAUAUACUAUGUUGGAAGGAUAUAUAUUCCACUAUUAAAUGGCAGAACAGAGCUAAUACUGGAUGUACAGACCAAAUGUCUU
This is a messenger RNA of Micropterus salmoides (largemouth bass), 1672 nucleotides long. It is a transcript of the gene ly6pge, whose product is annotated as lymphocyte antigen 6 family member pge. The record is from RefSeq and is a predicted model, not a curated record. Lineage: Eukaryota; Metazoa; Chordata; Actinopteri; Centrarchiformes; Centrarchidae. Bases 113 to 484 code for a protein of 123 amino acids. The transcript has 3 exons.